This is a messenger RNA of Dendrobium catenatum, 3099 nucleotides long. RefSeq lists its product as uncharacterized. Gene Ontology annotation, molecular function: damaged DNA binding; protein binding; 5'-3' DNA exonuclease activity. The record is from RefSeq and is a predicted model, not a curated record. The transcript is spliced from 10 exons. NCBI's taxonomy places the organism in Eukaryota, Viridiplantae, Streptophyta, Magnoliopsida, Asparagales, Orchidaceae. The coding region runs from base 31 to 2922 and encodes 963 amino acids. Gene Ontology annotation, biological process: protection from non-homologous end joining at telomere; double-strand break repair via nonhomologous end joining; interstrand cross-link repair.
CUCUCUUCAUCCCAUUCUCGCUCCAUCUCCAUGAAGCCACCGAAUUUGAAUCUGGUAAAAAACCCUAGGGCUUUGGAUUCGGACCUACAAGCCCUAGCCCUUGUGAUGGUGGAAGGGGACUGCGAUGGCGGCCACGACGAUAAUGACGACUUCCAAAACCCAAGCCAGGCUGUAGCGCUCAGCCAGAGUCUCAUGCUCUCCUCCCUCAAAAGCAGUCAAUUUCAGCCCUUGAAACCCUCCAAUGGCUACCGUGCUCGGAAGAGACCGAGGCUUUCUGCUGCAAAUGGGAAGGAGAAUGACAGUAUGCUCAAUAACCGAGCUUCGGAUUCUAGGGUUUCUAAAGGCGGUGAGGAGAAAAUUCCAGUGAGCACGAAAAGGACGGAUCUUUUCCACAAGAUUGUUCCUGUUGGAUUAGGGGACAUGGAUUUUGGUGUAGGAUGCGUUGAGGAGGAUGGCAUUGAUGGUCUGAAAUCGAAUAUAUCAGCAUCAGAGGUAUCGGAGUUUCUGGAUAGUUGUCCAUGUGAAGAAGUGGGAUUUGGGAAAGGAAGCCAGUGCCUGGUGUCUGUUGAGUCAAGCCUUUUGAAAUCUGCGGUCAAUGCUUCUUCCAGCGUUGACUGGAAUUGUUCUGAUGUUUGUGUAGAUAAUGAUGAACUCAGUACCAAUACAAGGAGUUCUUACAAUUCGGAAAAGUCAGUGGCUGUGAGGGAGACAGAAUCUGCUCAUGAAUGCAAGGUCUGUAAUGAGGCUGAAGAGGGGGAAACUCGCCUUACAUCAACAGAGUUGAAACUCGCACAAGAUUGGUCAAGGAUGAAGAUGGAAUUUCGGAUUCUGAACCAUUUUGUUGAUCACGGUGCAACAGAAGUCAAUGGGGGAAUCUCAUCUGAAUCUAGGCUUUUGGAGUUAAAAGAGAAGUCAGUCUUGUCUGGAUGUGAAGAUUAUGCUUCAGGAAUACAUGGUUAUGAGGAAUUGAAGCUGAAUACACAAUUUAGUGAUCCAAAGGUACAGGAAAAGGGUCCAGUUGGAGGAAUGCAAUUUGUGAGUUUUGAAAGUUGUCAUGCGGGUAGUGUUCUGCCGGACAAGCAAAAGGGAAAUCAUAAUUGUUUGUCUAUUGAAGCCAAACUUCUUAAUCCAAGUGGAAAGUUGGUUCCUCAUAGAAUCACAAGUUGUGGUGAAGAAGCGGGUGUUUGUGAGGAAUUUGAACCGGGAACUCAGUUAAAUAUGUUGAUGGACCACUGUUGCGAGACGGGUGAGCAAGGCGAUUCUGGCAGUGGAAUGCACUCUUUUGAACAAUUUGAUUUAGGCACAAAGUUGAUUGUUUCAGAAAGGAAUUCAUUGGUCCAAUGUCCAUUAUGUCAAACUGACAUCACAAAAUUGAGUGAAGAGAUGCGACAGAUUCAUACAAAUGAUUGCCUAGAUAAAAAUGACACCAAUAUGGUAUCUGUUACUCCUGGUCAAACAAAACCUAAUGCAUGUAAUCAGGUUUUUGAUACUAACCCAGUCCUUGAGUGGCUAAGGGCAUUGGAUCUCUGCCGAUAUGAGGAGGCUUUCAUUAGGGAGGAGGUUGACUGGGACACUCUGCAAUGGCUGACAGAAGAGGAUCUUAUCAGUAUUGGUGUUGUUGCUGUUGGGCCUCGAAAGAAAAUUGUUCAUGCGCUUAAUGAGCUUCGUCAAAGAAACUGUCUGGCUCAAGAUGGGGAGAAUAACCCUUCUAACGCAGCUUCAGAUGACAAGAAAAAUAUAGGUUUACCAGGAAACAAGUUGAUCACGCAGUACUUCCAUGGUCCGGUGGCAUAUAAAGCAAGAGGCUUCAAUCCUUUGAGAUCAUUUAACCAUGUAGAAAAAGCUAGCAAAUUUUCAACUCAGAAGAGGGUUGGUACUAGAAGGAAUGCUAACCGUGGGAGAGUAAGAGAAAUACCUCCUUGGUGUUGUAUAACAGGAACACCAUUUCGAGUGGAUGCAUUCCGCUAUUUAAGAGGAGAUUGUUCUCAUUGGUUUUUAACACACUUCCAUAUGGACCAUUAUCAGGGUCUCACGAAGAAUUUUUGCCAUGGGAAGGUUUAUUGCUCUAAAAUCACAGCACAUCUUGUAAAUUUGAAAAUUGGUGUUCCAUGGGAUAGAAUUCAAAUUUUACCUAUAAAUGAAAAAAUUACCAUUGCUGGUGUAAAUUUGACCUGUUUGGAUGCUAAUCACUGCCCGGGGUCGAUAAUUAUUCUUUUUGAACCAUCCAAUAACAAGGCAAUCCUGCACACUGGGGAUUUUAGGUUUUCUUCAGAGAUGGCAAGCUCUACUGUUUUGCAAUCAUCCCAUAUCCAUACUCUUAUUCUGGACACGACUUACUGCAAUCCCCAAUACGACUUUCCAAAACAAGAGGAAGUAAUUCAAUUUGUUAUUGAUGCCAUCCAAGCUGAAGCUUUCAACCCAAAAACGCUCUUCCUUAUUGGCACGUAUACGAUUGGAAAAGAGAGGCUAUUCCUUGAGGUUGCAAGAACACUCAGAAGGAAAUUAUAUGUUGGGGCUGGGAAGUUGCAUUUACUUCGGUGUUUGGGUUUACCUGAGGAGGACAUGCAGUUGUUUACAGCAAAUGAGAUGGAAAGCCACAUACAUGUUGUACCAUUGUGGACCAUAGCAAGCUUUAAACGAAUGAAACACAUAUCUAACCAGUACUCGGAUCGCUACAAUCUUAUAGUUGCUUUCUCUCCCACUGGUUGGACAUCGGGAAAAGGAAAGAAAAAGACACCUGGGAGAAGGUGGCAACAGGGUACCAUCAUCAGGUAUGAAGUCCCAUACAGCGAGCACUGCAGCUUUACAGAGCUAAAAGAUUUUGUUCGAUUUAUAUCGCCUGAGAAUAUAAUCCCGAGCGUGAACAAUGAGGGCCCUGAGUCUGUCGAUGCUAUGUUAGCUCUCCUCUUGUCUGGUUCAUAGCAUCCUGUCUCGGACAUUUUACCUUCUCAGGCUAAAAGCUGCCCUUUGCCUCAAAGAACAAAGAAGCGUGAGUUUCCCUGUUAAUUUAAAAAGCAUAGAAUGCAGGGUGUUCUCUUGUUCUUCAAAUAUCAAUUCUGUGUUUCAAAGGAACCUUAAUAAGAGAACUAAAGCUUUGCU